Molecule: messenger RNA, 627 nt
Organism: Miscanthus lutarioriparius
Lineage: Eukaryota; Viridiplantae; Streptophyta; Magnoliopsida; Poales; Poaceae
Source: the annotation of a GenBank genome assembly
AUGGCUGCCCAUGUGGACCCGCUGGUGGUGGGGAUGGUGAUCGGCGACGUGGUGGACCUGUUCGUACGGACGGUGGCCAUGUCGGUGCGCUUCGGCACCAAGGACCUCACCAACGGCUGCGAGAUCAAGCCAUCCAUGGCCGCCGCCGCUCCGGCCGUCCAGAUCGCCGGCAGGGCCAACGACCUCUUCACCCUAGUCAGUACUGACGCUAAUUUUUCCGUCUACUUUUGGGGAUCGACCUCCUGCGUGCAAAUUAAAGGCUGGUGGUUAACAUACCAGGUGGAGCAGAUCCUUGUCAAGCUCCACGAGUCUACACGUGUAAGCAGCACGCACUCUUGUAUUUGGUCGUUGCUGACGCGCUCUUCCGCAUUAUGUGCAGGUGAGACGGUGAUGCCGUACCUGGGCCCGUGCCCGCCGGUGGGCAUCCACCGCUACGUUCUGGUGGUGUACCAGCAGAAGGCCCGCUUCAUGGCUCCGCCGGCGCUGGCACCGGGGGUGGAGGUGGAGGCGUCGCGCGCACGGUUCAGGAACCGCGCCUUCGCCGACCGCCAUGACCUAGGCCUCCCCGUCGCCGCCAUGUACUUCAACGCGCAGAAGGAGGUAGCCAACCGCCACCGCCACGACUGA